AUGCGUCCUGAUAAGCCGCGCGAUCCUGUUGCUGGGCCUGACGCUGGCCCGGAGCCCCCCUACCCCGUGCGAUUGUCGGGACCGGUCAUUAAGGGCUUCGGGCGGGGGAGCAAGGAUCUAGGAAUCCCCACGGCCAAUAUCCCCGCCGACGACUUGACCGAGAACCAUCCCGACCUGACCUCUGGCGUAUACUACGGCGUGGUUGCGCUGGACCCUAAGACCCUGGCGCAUGAGAACGGAUCGAUAAAUGGAGAUGAGAAAUCUUCUUCAGCGACUAUUUUGCCGGCUGUGCUGAGCAUUGGGUAUAACCCGUUCUAUAAGAAUACUGUGCGGUCGGUGGAGAUUCACAUUAUGCCCCCUCUCACCCAACCCUCUCCGACUGCGGUCGCGCAGCCUACAUUCAACCGUCUGCCCGAUUUCUAUGGCACCCAGCUCAACCUCCUGAUCUUGGGGUACAUCCGCCCGGAAUACGACUAUGUCUCACUGGAGGCACUGAUCGAGGAUAUCCGAAUUGACUGCGAGGUUGCACGGCAGAGUCUCCUGCGGAAAGCCUAUCAACAGUAUAUUGUGGAUGAUGGAAAUGUGUCGGACAAUGUUAAUGAGGACCGGAAAUGGCUGACAACUUUUGACAGCGGGAGCGCAAAUAUCUCAGGCAUCUGA
Molecule: messenger RNA, 660 nt
Organism: Penicillium canariense
Lineage: Eukaryota; Fungi; Ascomycota; Eurotiomycetes; Eurotiales; Aspergillaceae
Gene: fmn1
Product: riboflavin kinase
Exons: 3
Coding region: 1-660 (219 amino acids)
Biological process (GO): riboflavin biosynthetic process; FMN biosynthetic process
Cellular component (GO): mitochondrion
Molecular function (GO): riboflavin kinase activity
Source: RefSeq, a predicted model, not a curated record